AUGUCCGGCGCCCCGGAUCCCACACAGGGUCUCGGCGCCCUGUCUUCGGCGGCACAAGCAGAUGUGACGUCGCCUCCCCCGUCUACUAGUGGACCCUCCUCGGCCGCUGCUAUCGCUGCUGCAGCUGUGCUACUCCAGCAGCAGCAACAACAACAACAGUCCAGCUAUGCUCAAGGUGGUAGUGGGAAGAAUGGCAGUGAAGAGGAUGCUAGAGCGAUGGAUGAGGCUUUCAUGAGAUCCCUUACUGUUACACCCGUGCCUCCCGGUGACUACACUGAAGAGGAGAAUAUCUUUUUGGUGGAUCAGAUGACAAAACAUCGUGCCCAACUGAGAGGGAAAUUCGAGGGUAUGGUGAGGACUCGCAACAAGAUCUAUCAGAUGAUAGCAGCUGCGAUGAACAGAAGAUUUCCAAAUGCUCAACCUAAAAAUUACAACUAUGAUUCGGAAUCGACGUCUUCGGCAGAGCAUGUAUUGGACGGUUCCUGGGUGGACGGCAGAGGUCAUGUCUCGCUCGAGAAGUUGCUCGAUAAGAAAUCUGAGUUGGAGAUAGCCCUGAAGCAGGCGGAAUUGGUGAAGGUGAGGCUUGAGAGAGAACUGUUGGCGAUGGACACGAAGGACGCCUUGGCUGGGGUGCCACCCGGUGCCACAGCUGAUGACUGUGGUGACGCGGCAGCUACUUAG
Perkinsus marinus ATCC 50983 is the source of this 681-nucleotide messenger RNA. RefSeq lists its product as hypothetical. NCBI's taxonomy places the organism in Eukaryota, Perkinsozoa, Perkinsida, Perkinsidae. The transcript is spliced from 5 exons. Bases 1 to 681 code for a protein of 226 amino acids. The record is from RefSeq and is a predicted model, not a curated record.